This is a messenger RNA of Ictalurus furcatus (blue catfish), 5068 nucleotides long. It is a transcript of the gene ikzf2, whose product is annotated as IKAROS family zinc finger 2. Gene Ontology annotation, molecular function: RNA polymerase II cis-regulatory region sequence-specific DNA binding; DNA-binding transcription factor activity. The transcript is spliced from 7 exons. Gene Ontology annotation, biological process: regulation of transcription by RNA polymerase II. Bases 2339 to 3979 code for a protein of 546 amino acids. The record is from RefSeq and is a predicted model, not a curated record. Lineage: Eukaryota; Metazoa; Chordata; Actinopteri; Siluriformes; Ictaluridae.
CACCGGCGUCCCAUGUUAAGUUAAUACGGCAGAAAAAAAUAGUCAUAUUACUAAGAAACCAAAAAAAAAAAAACCCUCCAUAGUUCUGAACAUCUUCCUGUGGCAGAAAUCGUACUGACCCUUUACAAAGCACUGAUACUGGAGACUCCUUCCUUAAAUCUUGCAGAAAUGUCUCCUUGAAUAAUACUUCACCAUAUCUCUUUAUUUGUUAUAUAAAAAUACUGUGGAGUAAUUUAUGAUGUUUAUGAUUAUAAAACUGUCCAAUUCAAUUCAGAGUAAGAUCAAACAUGAGAGUUUGCCACUCCCAAGGUCGCAUGAGAAGCCAGACUGAUUACUUUGCUUGUAAUUUCUCAUCUCUCAUCUACCAAAAAUGAUAGAAUAUGAUUUAACAAGUUUCAAUCUGGCAACCCUGUCCCUGUUGUAACUCUGCCGGUUGGAUGUGUUUCUCUGGGGUUUGAUCAGCUUCGUCUACACUCCGAUAUCUCUUCAUUUCUCAUGAUCUGCCUCUUCUUUCUCGGUGGAGGAGGUGGCACUGAUCCUUCCUAUGCACUGCUGAGGUAACAAACUAAUGACAACGAAUCCAUAGCUUCCGGUUGUAUUAUAUUCCCGGUUUUUAUUUUUUAUUUUUUUGAAUUGCAGUGUUUAUUGCGGUUAGAGAUCGCUGUCUCUAACGCUUUGCCGUGCGCAGCAGGGUUGCCAGAUCACGUCAAAAGGACUAGGCACCUCUUCAUUUAUUUCUGCACCGCAUUAAUGAUAAACGAUAAGACUUCUAGGAUUGUAGAAACAUCCCGGUUUCUGACUGUAAUUAUACAGGGGCUUCAGAGUUAACCGAGCUGUUGCGUGAAGCUGGGUUGCGAGACUGUGCGUACAAUCUGGCAACCGUGUUGGAUGUUGUGAUAGCAAUCUGGCAACCCGGGCAGUGCGGUUAUCGGAUCACCUGUUGCAAUCGGAGCACUGCAGGGAGGGAUUUGCGGAGUUAAUAUUUCAGGAAUGUCUGUUUUGGUGAGUUUAACGUCGAUGGAGGGUCGUGCAGGGGGAAAAAAAGAAAAAAAAAAAAAAAAAAAGGAAAGCACUGUACUGACUAACCUGAUGUAAAAAUAAAUAAAUACAUAAAUAAAUAAAUAAAUGUAUUUUUUAUUUCAAUGGUUAAUAGAAACAUAAAUUCUAGCUUUAUUAUUAUUAUUAUUAUUAUUAUUAUUAUUAUUAUUAUUAUUUAGUACUCAUGGAGGGAGAGAGAGAGAGAGAUAUAGAGAGAGAGAAUCCUAGAGAAAGCCCAAAUUACCCUAAUCUAGAUACCUAGAUAAACUCAUUGUAAUCCCCUGAUUGAAAUAUCGCGAUAUUACCGCCUCGUUUAUAUUUACCGCCUCGUUGGUUAUAUACUUAAAUAGAUAGAUAGAUAGAUAGAUAGAUAUUUUUUAUUUUACUUCAUAUAUUUUGUCUUAGAUGUAUGUUCCCUUACACCGUAGUCAGUUUAGAAAGAAGCUCAAAGGUGUUUUUUGUUUGUUUGUUUAUUUAUUAAUUUAUUUAACUAGUGUUACACAGCAGCAGCCUAUAAGUUGUUGCCAUAGUGACCAAAAACCUGUCAGAAAAAAACGGAGGAUAGCAACCCACACGAUUUGAAAUAUUAUCCCUUAACGUUAAACUUUAGUCAUUCUUUUUUUUCUUUCUUUCCUUCUUUGUUUUUUGUUUGUUUGUUUGUAUGUUUAUAAAUAAAAGAGACUCUUCCUAUUUCCUUAUUUAUGGCCAAUUCCACAACGGAUUAGACACAGGGGAAGGAUACAGUUCAGCGUGUUCUCUCUCUCUCUCUCUCGCUCUCUCUCUCUCUCUGUUUCUCUUUCCCUCCUUCUCUGUCAUUCUUUCUGUACCGAUAAACUCGCUUAUUCCAUCGAUAUGUCAGCAGCAAAACUGAACCACAGAUAUGGAAUACAAGCAAAGCUGAAAUGAUCAGAGCUAAAGUGGAAGAAGAAGAAGAAGAAGAAAGACCCGACAGGUGCGGAGAUGGAAAAGUGGAAAAGUUCGACAGGUUUUAAGUCGGAAGUGGGCAUGCACGGGUUGCCAGAUUGUGCUCAAACACUUUCCUCGUACCUUAGUUAAAGUAUAUUCAACUGCUGUCGUUCUUGCAUGAAACGUAUAUUUAUAUCUGAUGUCAAAAGAGGUUAAGAUAUAAUAAGCACAAAGAUUUAUUUCCUGCUGUAAGGAUGUUGGCCUCAUUUCUAAACGAUGAGUUGCUUGGAUUAGGUAUAUCUGGCAACCCAGGAGAUUAGCGCUUAAUGUCGGCGUAUUUGGUAACUUUUUUUUUUUUUUUUUCCACUUGUGACCAAUGCUGAUCUCCUGAUGAAUGCGUCCCGAUCACAGGCUUAUCGGAAGACACCCGAGUCAUUUAGGAGCUGUCUGUCCUCGGAAAUUAUCUCAGAGCCAGUUUUUUUGGUUGAUUUGUUCUGCUUUUGGGGGAUUCCUCUAUCCAUUAAGCUUUAAAGCAUUUUCACAGGGGGAGACCAGACAAGGUAACGGCGAGUGCUCUCCCAGGAAGGAGGGCAGCAGAAUGCAGGUGGACCUGUCACUCCACACACACAACGGGCAACAUUCCCAAAGUCCCACAUCUCCCUCCGCGCAUAAGAUCAAACAGGAGGAGGGAACUGAAGAGGACGCAGAGAGAAGAGCCGUAAGCCAAGAUGAGAUGACCCACAGUGGGGAAGAAGGGUCGGUAUUGGAAGAGCCUAUGAUCGACAGCCCGAACAACCUACAGGACGUUGGAGCCGGAGCCGAGGCACCGCCUGACGCCGCGAUACGGCUGCCCAAUGGUGAUCGUCCGUUCCAGUGCAACCAGUGCGGUGUGUCCUUCACCCAGAAAGGAAACCUGCUGAGACACAUCAAGCUUCACACAGGCGAGAAACCCUUCAAGUGCCCAUUCUGCAGCUACGCCUGCCGCCGCCGUGACGCCCUGACAGGCCACCUGCGCACACACUCCGUUGGUAAACCACACAAAUGUAACUACUGUGGGCGGAGCUACAAGCAGCGCACAUCAUUGGAGGAGCACAAAGAGAGGUGCCAUAAUUACUUGCAGAGUGCUGGGAUGGACUCCGCCCCCAAUCCGGGUCCGUAUGCAGAGGUUCCUAAAGAGCCGAGACCCCUGGGAGAGGUAGCCAGCAUAGUGCCCUUCGAACGGCCGCCUGUCAUCGAGAGACUGCAAGCCAACGUGGCCAAGAGGAAGAGCACCACGCCACAGAAAUUUGUUGGAGAGAAGAUGAUGCGCUACUCCUACCCUGACCUGAACUUCGACGUUGGCCUCAAGUACGAGAAGGAAGCAGAGAUCAUGCAGGCUCACAUGAUGGACCAGGCACUCAGUGGCUCCCUCGCUUAUAUAAACAGCGAUACUCUGCGCCCCAUAAUGUCUCACCCGCCGCUGGCCAUGCCCGAGGUGGUGUCCAUGGUCAACCCCCUGUUCCACUCCGUGUAUCCCCUCGGCCCGCGGCUGGAGCGCCCGAACAGCCGCGAGUCUCUCCACGUGCCCCACCAUCCAGCCCACCAAUCGGAGUUUUCCGCCCGCGCCAACGGUGGCAUCGCACUGGCACGGCCCAAAACCUCGCAUGCGGUCCGAGGGGAGGUGCACGACGGGCGCGACCGCUCGCCCAGCAACAGCGGCCAAGACUCGGCCGACUCGGCUCGCAGCAGCCCACGAGACAAACUGGUGAAUCAGACGAGCGCCAGCGUCAGGGCAGCGUUGGCACGGCCGGACGAGAGCGGCCAUCAGCCGGGCGUCAGAGACGGGAUCCGAGUGUUCGGACCGGGAGGAAACGAGGUGCGGGUGUUCCAGUGCGAUCACUGCCGCGUGCUUUUUUUAGAUCACGUCAUGUACACCAUCCACAUGGGCUGCCACGGCUACAGAGACCCCCUCGAGUGUAACAUCUGCGGCCACUGCUGCAAAGAUCGCUACGAGUUCUCCUCGCACAUCGUCCGCGGCGUGCACACCUUUCGUUAAGCAAGGAGAUGCAAACUCGCCCCCGGGGAUCCAGGAUCCCAGACGGCGUCGGAGAUGCCCAGCCGAGCAGCCAUAUAUAGCAAAUACGUAAUAUGAAGGUUUAGGUCCAGCAGGUUUUGAUUUUGAUUUCGAAGGCGAUAUAUUUGGGUGAGGGUUUUACUUUAAACAUGUAGAGGAUGUGAACGAUGUGUUGAAAUUCUCUCCGCAUACACAGACACUCACUUUUUUUUUUCGAUUUUUUUUUUUUUUAAAUCUACUGCACCAUCCAAAAAAACAGAGCAGCUAUAUUAGCUUAAACGUCAUGAAGGGUUUUCAGUUUUUUGUUUUUAUUUUAUUUUAUGCGUGUGCGCGUUUGUUUGAUCUUUAGUGCGUCUUUUCUUGCCGUCGUCCCUGUCACAAAAGGUCUAUUCGAGAUUUUAUAGAUGUCGCCAUAUGAGUGUAUCAGGAACAAAGUGCCCUUGCGCACAAGGGACCUUCAGGGGAAUAGAGAAAAGACUAAUAAAUGUUACUCUUUUUGUUCUUGUUGUUGUUUUUUUUUUUCUUUCAUUCUUUCCUGUGCUGCUGUUUUCUCAGUGCCUUGCCGAUGUUUGGACUGUUAUGAUUUUCGAGCUUGCCUUUUCCACCAUUUUUCCACCAUGACCUAUUAUUAUAACCUUAGCAUUAGAGGUUGCUUUAUUAUUAUCGUUAUUAUUAUUAUUAUUCAUUUUGUGUUUUCUUUUUCGAUUUUCACUAUGAGUAUGUGCAGGAUCACACUCUCCCCUUCAGGCUUGUGUACUACUACGCUCCCCAUGCUGGCAUUGUGAUGUAGCUUUGUAGCCACAUUAAUAGACAGCAGUUUCUUUCUUUCUUUCUUUCUUUUCAAGCAGCAUUCUGCACUGCAGCACAACUUAACAAGCCUCUUAAUUGCACCGGUAGCACAGUGUCUUAUCUGUUUGUCAGUGUAGCUUCUCCUUCACUAACCCACUCACUCAACAGGUAAUGAUUACAGCUCGCACUUUAUCACACUGCUUUAUUAUUAUGCUGGUUAUUACAAAAGCUCUCCUCUGGAGCGCUGGGUAUUCGCUUGUUUUCUUACACCUCAGGUCGGAA